AUGGAAAGAAUUAACGAUCGCGGCGAGCCCUACUACACUCAUGUUAUCCCCUUCGUUAUCGUCACGGAUAUUCAGAAACUCCGAAGUGUUCUGAACGUCAUAUACCCUACACCAGCAGAUAAACUAAAGGGUUUCGAGGUUACUCAGUACGAUGUGGGCGACGACUAUAAUAUUAUCACCUGGGCCAAGGAUCCGCAGAAUCUUUUGGAGGAGGUCAAGAAGAAGGAUGACAAUGGCAUCAAGAAGGAAUAG
Messenger RNA from Fusarium sp. VM40, 252 nucleotides. The record is from the annotation of a GenBank genome assembly. NCBI's taxonomy places the organism in Eukaryota, Fungi, Ascomycota, Sordariomycetes, Hypocreales, Nectriaceae.